GCGAACGCCGCGCAUUCGCCGGCGAGCGCUCGCUUAGAGUGGAGAGUGCUGCGAGUUGUGCCGCGUAUUUUUACUCUCUCUCUCGCGCGUUCCUUCUCCUCACGUCAAGUGCCACGGCCCGUCUGCUACGCUGUGCGGUGCGAUCGUCCGAAAUUCGCGAACGCGAUACUACUCCAGGAAAUUACACAUCAGGACUCGUUGGAGUUCACGUGUUCCUUACGUGUUUCAAGAAUCACGCAUUUCUCGGCAAUCGUCAUUGUCGAACUUGCUAAGUGCGAUCUCCGACCGUCAAGUUGUGGACCCACGAAUCCUCGAGUAUCGAGACGUAAUCUUGAAAUAAUCGCAGAGUGGUGCUCGAUGUAUUAGGAGAGUUCAGCUUUCAGUGCCGUUCUCGGGUUUCUAAACAUUUACCGCCGGGUUGAUCUACCACAGCGAUAUCGAGCUGUGACCGGCGAGUCUUAAUCGAUUUUUGAUUGCUGAAUUCUAACUGCCAAGCUCCAAUCGUAAUUGUGCAAGUGUAACUGUUAGGAUAUCAGCGCAGCGUCGGCCGCUGCGGGACGAGUGAGCGAACGAGCGAACUAGGCUCGUUCGGAAACCACCAACCCUUGCUCUCGAAGGUGCGAAAAAGGAGGAGAUCGAUUCCGUAAUUCCGAAUCGAGCUAUCGAGUUCGAGGUUCAGUGUAAGGAUCGGAAAGGAAGAACGCAGGAAUUUAAAGGAAAUCGAAGAGGAAGCGCUUUCUUCAUAUUUUUACGCGAUAAAGAGACGCUGGAGUAAAAUUAAUUAGUAACGCUAAAUAAUGCAUUGACACUUGAGAAAAAGAAAACAGAAAGAGAGAAUUGCGGAUUAGCUGAAAUUCUUGGCUUGUAAAACUAAAUAUCGUAAGUGGUACUAGUCGUUCGGAUAAGAGACAAGCAAAGGGAACGAUUUAUUUGAUUAAUACAUACAAUCAUUUAACGGUUGAAGAACAAAGAUUUUCCGAGUACAGAAAUUGUCCGAGAGACUAAGAGUCUUACUGGUGGAGAGAGAAAAGGACGAGAGGAAAACAAACAAAGCGUCAUGUGAAAUUUGUCAUCUUUAAAGAGAAAUCGUGAUAAGAUAACACGGCGGUCGUUGCUGCUAAUAAACGUGCUCGACGAGAGGGCAGAUUGUGAUUUCUUGACGAAGGACGCGAGAUUGUAAUCUCGGCUGUCAUCUUGAGAAAGGAGCUCGAUCGCGCUCGAUUCGGAGCUCCGCAGUGAGUCGCAAGAGUUGUGCAAGAUCGACGUGUCGUCGCGCGGCUGGAAAAGGGGGCUGUGUUACUCAACACGCGGCUUUAUCGAGGAUCCCGCGCGAAGGAAGAAUCGCGUUCGACGUGCCAGGCGGAGACUCGUAAUCGUGGUUACGCUCGUUCAUCAGGUAGAAAACGACACGUGGGACCAAUAUCGGCUGCCUGUUAAUCGAUCGUCGCCACGGUUUCCUCCGAGUCGCCAGGAAUUAGCAGGGAAGGUUCUAAUUAACGCUGCCAUUAAUAGCUCCGUAUCUAAGCAGUGACGACUUCAGCCGAUGAUUAAUAGAUAACCGCCGAUUAAAUACCUGAUCGAGGCGAAGAACGAGAGCGAGAGGAGAAGAGUUUUCGCUGUUUCUUUUUGAAAUAAUGUUCUUGUGCUUUAACACUGCUCUAUAAUUAUCAAUUUUCUAUUCAUUCUAUAUAUAAUUUUUCUGAAACACUAGAAUAAGAUCCGUUCGUUUUCUUUGCAAUCUCUUUCUUUCUCUUUUGCGUGUAUACGAAAGAGAAUUUAAUGAAGUGCACGAGAGAUUAAUUAACGAUUGAUAAUUAUACCGCUACGAAAUUGAGCAAUGAUGACUCGAGCAGAUGAUUGACUGUUCGUUAUAAUAAUUAAUUUCGUAAGAGUGUUGGCGAGUGUCGCGUGUGCUCGAGAAAGGACAUCAGCCCUUUUUGUGCGCGCGAGUGAAUGUCAGUGUCCUGCCGAGGGCCGAGAAUAUGAGUACGGCGGUAAAGUGCAAAGUGAUGUAAUUGGUGCAUUCGCUGCGGAGGCAAUGUGUGAUGCCAAAUCAGUCCGAAUGACACUUAGCCCACGCAGCUGAUGACAAACGUAAACAGGAUCAAGGUGGUCGUCCUCGGCGGCCCCAGAGUCGGUAAAUCAGCCGUGGUUGUGCGGUACUUGACGAGGCGAUACAUCGGCGAGUACAGCUCGACCAGUGAUUUUCUCUACCGACACAGCGUCACUAUUGACAAUGUCACGACGGAGGUCGAGAUACUUGAUACAUCUAGGUGCGAGGAGAAUGGCUGUCUGUACUCGCAUAUACGGUGGGGCGAGGCCUUCGUCGUGGUCUACAGCGUGACAUGUAAACGGAGCUUUCAGGAAGCCCGUGGACUUCUCAAACAACUCGCAGAUCUACGCCUGCCAUCCUAUUUCACCGCCCUCCUGCUCGGCAACAAGAGAGAUUUGGAUCAUGCACGAGAAGUAUGCGUGGACGAAGGCCAACAACUGUCGCUGGCGCACGGAUGUCAGUUUUACGAGGUGAGCGCCGCGGAGAGUCCCGCGGGAGCGGCGUUAGCCUUUCAAGCGCUCCUGCGGGAGGCGAGAUCGGUCCAACUUCUGCGAGCGUUGCCGAUCCGCAGAAAACUGGGCGUACACUCAGUCUCGAGAGUCCUCGGGACAAUCUUCGGCAAGAACACCACCAAGGAUCGUAAAAAGAGGCCGUCGUUGAGUAUAUGACGCCUUCUAU
Molecule: messenger RNA, 2731 nt
Organism: Mycetomoellerius zeteki
Lineage: Eukaryota; Metazoa; Arthropoda; Insecta; Hymenoptera; Formicidae
Product: ras-related and estrogen-regulated growth inhibitor
Exons: 6
Coding region: 2086-2721 (211 amino acids)
Molecular function (GO): GTP binding; GTPase activity
Source: RefSeq, a predicted model, not a curated record